Messenger RNA from Dentiscutata erythropus, 287 nucleotides. NCBI's taxonomy places the organism in Eukaryota, Fungi, Glomeromycota, Glomeromycetes, Diversisporales, Gigasporaceae. The record is from the annotation of a GenBank genome assembly.
AUUCAGUAAACGAUGCUAUGAUUUCUGAUAUUAAUAAGCUUUUAUUUCUAUUGAAUAAUCAAGAACAUUUAGCAUUAAAUGGGCAAGAACAUUUACUAUCAAAUUAUCAAGAAACUAUUCUAUCGGAAGUUGAGCAGACUGAUAAUAUACUCUUAAUUUCGGAAGUCAUUGACCUUACUAAUAUAUCAUUUGACAGCGAAUGGUCAAAUUCGCUUGGAAAUAUGGAUUAUAAUAUAGAUGAUUUAAUAAAUAGAAUGUUCAAAAUAAAUGGUGAAUUCGAUUUGUAA